Molecule: messenger RNA, 468 nt
Organism: Humulus lupulus (European hop)
Lineage: Eukaryota; Viridiplantae; Streptophyta; Magnoliopsida; Rosales; Cannabaceae
Exons: 1
Coding region: 1-468 (155 amino acids)
Source: RefSeq, a predicted model, not a curated record
AUGAGGCAACGGAGGUGGCUGGAGCUAGUUAAGGACUAUGAUUGUGAGAUUCUGUAUCAUCUGGGAAAGGCUAAUGUCAUGGCAGAUGCACUUAGUAGACGAAGUUACGGAAGUGUAUCAACACUUAGGGGGAUUGCACAACCCUUACAAAAUGAUAUAAAGAAGUCCGGAAUUGAGUUGAUAAGUGUACAACUAGCUGACCUCAUGAUCAAGUCAGCACCGAUGGAGGAAAUUAAGGAGAAACAACAAGAGGAUGAGUUUCUUCUUAAUAAGAGGGCGGCACUACAAAGCUCAAAAAAUGUUGACUUUUCAAUGACAAAGGAAGGCAUACUACGAUAUAGAAACCGAGUGUGUGUGCCAAGCAAAGGUGAAUUAAGACAUAAUAUUAUGGAAGAAGCACACACCACUCCAUAUUCACUUCAUCUGGGGUCGACCAAGAUGUACAACGAUGUCAAGACAAUGUACUAG